Molecule: messenger RNA, 3351 nt
Organism: Schistosoma spindalis
Lineage: Eukaryota; Metazoa; Platyhelminthes; Trematoda; Strigeidida; Schistosomatidae
Source: the annotation of a GenBank genome assembly
AUGGCUACUCAGUGCUCUAUGUAUCGCAUCAAAAAGCUCGAACAUAGUACAUCAGAUACUGGGACCUCGUGCUACAAAGCUACAGAUGGAUCUCUAUGUUUCUGUACAGUAAUAGACUUUAACCAAGGUCACGAAUCUGGUCUUGAUUUAGAAUGCUGCCCACUUCAUUCGCUUUUUAAUAUACAGUGCGAGCCGAUUGUUCUGAAAAGUAAUUCGCGCUUUCGCAUUCUUCUGGGUAAUUCUCCCGACACUACGCAAUUUAAAAACCAGCCGAAUUCGAAACAACUUUCUUUAAGAAGUGUGGUAGAGAAAAUCCUCUUUAAUUGUACAUCCGGGGACGUGUUCAAUGUAGAUAUAGAAUCCGUUGAGAGAGAUGAAAAACACGAAGUUCCUACAGAGUAUCAUCUAUCAUUACGCGUUGACUAUGUACUUGUUCCACCGAUCUGUGGCGAUCCUACUAUGAAUGCUAAUGCUAAAAUAUUAGAAUCAGAUUUAAGAGAGAAUACUACAGUUGACUGGAAUCCUGAUUUAACAAACCAAUGGUUAUAUCGUGCUUCGUAUUUAAAAGAAAGAGGUUCUUGGUUAGUAAAUCAUCAUUUGAAAUGUGUAACAUUACACUCGAACAAUUCAAAUAGUAGUAAUAACAGAGAGAAAUUAUUCAAAUAUAUUUGGUCAUCAGCUUUUGCAUGUUAUUCCAGAGCUUUACAGCUUGUUUCAUUAGCUUAUUGGGCUGAAAAAACAUGUGUAAAUGAUGUUUUACCAAUGGAAACUGACGAAAAUGGAUCUGAUUGUACGAAAAAUAAAACUAGUACAAAUAAUAUACACUGGAUUCAAGUGGUAUCAGGUGAAAAACCCAUAACUUGUAAUAAUGGUGAAAAAUUGAACAGUUCAGACUACAAAAUUUGGGAUCGUUUUGGGGAUAUUGAUCACAAAACUAUGUUUCCAUUGCAAUGUAAACCUUUACGCUUGAUGUUUAUCCUCCUUUCAAAUGUUGCUUUGUGUCAAUUAAAAGUUGGAUCUAAUGAAUAUUGUGCUCGAAAUUGUUCACAUGCUUUAUAUCUUCUUUCAUGUCAAAUAGAUUCUUCUAUAUAUUCAUCAACUAAUGAUUAUUAUCAUCAAGAUAUAAUUAAUGCAUCAUUAUUUUCACAAGAAAAACUUCAAUUCUAUUGGGAUAAUUUUGAAAUAUCUUAUCAAGAUAUCCAUAAAGUACUAUUUCGUCGUGCUCAAUCUUAUUUUAAUCAAGGUAAAAUGGAUGAAGCAAAAUUUGAUUUGGAAAUAUGCGUUGAAUUAAUGAAAAGUCAAUUAUUAGCAUUGCAAAAUGAAGACCAUAAGGAGAAGACUAUAGAUAAUAAUAAUAAUAAUAAUAAUAAUAAUAAUAAUAAUAAUAAUAAUAAUAAUAAUAAUAAUAAUAAUAAUAAUAAUAAUGAACAAGAAAAGGAUACGGAGAGUAACAAUAAUUGUAAACAAAUUAAAACAGCUUUACAGGCUAGUGAAAACCUGUUAGCCAAAGUGAUUGAUCGUAUAAAACGUGAUCAAGAUGAGUUACUCUCUCGCAUUAGGAAACGAACACAUGUAAAUGAAUGAAAUGUUAUAUUUUGUUGUGUUUUAUAGUUUUUCUUUAUUUAGUGAAUAAUUAUACUUUAUAUAUUAUUAAAGAAACCAUCUUCGUAUCAGUUGUUUGAUAAUUUACAUCACAGAUUCAUUCAAAGCUUUAUCCGGGUUUUUUUUGAAACAAUCAAAUAAGCAGCAUUGAGGUUAGAUACAUAUUUACUAGGUAGCAAUGAUGAUAUAUCGGUUGGUGAAACUGUGCAACUUCAUUGGUUAAGAUGGUUAUGGUAUGCAUUAUAUUUACUCGUCCUCUGCCUACCCCAAAGUGCGUUAUGACCAACUUGGGAUCAUUUUGGAUAAAAGCUGGGUGCGAACAAACCAAAAUGUCCCAUCAGUUUAUCAAAUAAUUGUCUGUUACUCUGAUGGAAACGUUUUGUUUGAAAUCCCUCAAAUAACUGGUAUCAGUAGUUGGAAACAUUUGUUGAUAUGGCUUAGAGUUAUUUGCCGUAGUUUAGUUGGAUUUACUUUAUCUCCCCAUAAAUAUUGAGUUUUAAAGCAAGUACAUAAUUUGUAUUCCUUUAUUUCAUUCCUUCUUUUCAAACUAAAUUCUAUAUAUUUAGUUUUGCUAUAACCGAUACUACAACUACUUCGAAUUCUUUGAUACCCUGUUAAUUUCAUUGCUUUGUGCUAGUGUGAGAUGUGAUAAUUAUAACCUAUACACAUCUGUACCACAUUUUAUGUUGAUUACGAUGGACUGACUGACUGAUACUUUACUGUCACUGGAAACAAAGUAGGUGGAGGAGAAUUCCGACCCAAUCAUCCUAAGUUGAUUGGUUUAAUUAUCAAGAUAUUGUUAUACUAAUAAUAUGACCCUAGUAAACAUAAGAAGUAUCCUAAUAUAAUAGUUAGUUUAUUCAUGUCUUCUUUGUAAGUUCAUUAUUAUUGAGAUUAGAAAUGAAUAUCAUUUCUCAAAAAAAAAAAAGGUUUCACUUCAAACCUUCGCUACCUACCUGGUUAUUUUAUUAUCUUAAGACCCGAAUACAACAGUUUGAAGUCCAUUGUAGGUUUUUAAUCCAUGAAUUCUGUUGAGUCAGGGAGUAUAAGUGAAAAUGUCAAAAUUUAAAAGUUAUUCUCUUAGAACUCAGUAUAUAUGCUUGUAAUAACAUGUAACACUUUUAUCUCUUCCUUGGUAGGAAACAACAAUAAAUUUUACUGAUUAUUAUUUUCUAUAUUCAGUUCGUUUAUUGUUCUUCAUCCCCCCUUUCUUUCUUAAAUAUACACUUCAUUGCCCAAUUAUUUGAACACUUCAUAUUACGUAAUCUUGUAAUUUUUAUGAGUGUUAUUGACUUAUAUCGUAUUAUGAAACAUUAAUUCAAGCGUUUAUUAUUCAUAUCACAACUAGUACACCUAUCAUUACAUUUAAAUAAAGCAAGAACAAAUAUUGAUGCAGAAUAGUAUGAAUUCAUAAUAUUUCGAGGUUUCUCGUCAGCUGCUUACAACCAAAUAUCAUUACAUUAUCAAUUUUUACUUUUCACUUAUUAUGUAAUCUAUUCCACUGUUAUUACUGUCUCAUAAACUGCCUUGAUUAGUUUAAUAAUUUCGUUUAUGCAUAUAAAUACAUUACUGUAUAUUAGUGUAAAGCUUGAUGAAGAUCUAACUGAAAACAAUAUUGUCCACUUAUAUAUAUAUUCUAGUUCACAAUAUCUUAAAUAGUUAGGUUAUGAUAUAUUCCUAUUCUUUUAAUUGGAAGUUUUCACCACUAUAAUAUCUUUUACCAUCUUUAAAUUAUAAUAAAUUAAUCAG